GGCAACGGCAGGACCGCCGCGGCCUACCUCGAUUUGCGCGCCGCGACCGACGGGCUUUCCUCCCCGCUUACCCCGCCGGAGCGAAGCGGGCGGCCCGUCGCCCCUGAGGAGCCCCGACGCGGUAGUUCAGGCGCGUGCUGGGUGCAGCGCAAUGAGGCCGCCCUCCCCUUAGGCCGCCCCCCAGGAAGGGAUGCAGCGGGCUGAGGAAGCUGAAGGCAGCAGAGAGGCAGCAGCAGCAGCAGCAGCUGGCCACGUGGGGAAGGGGACGUCUCCGGGCCGCGGAACGAGGGAGAAAAGGGAGACCCAGAAGAGGAAGACCUGCUCGGCUCCUGCAGCCUCUCCAGCUUCGGCCUUGAAGUCGCGGCCUCGGCCCAGCGACCGGCUGAAUCCCAAAACCAUCGAUCCGUUCAAUAUUGAGUCAAGAGUGUCUUCCACCUUUGCAGCCAUUUAUUCUAAAGGGGGCAUCCCUUGCAGGUUAGUCCACGGCUCUGUAAGGCACAAACUGCAAUGGGACUGUCACCCUGCAUCACUUCAGUUUGAUCCCCUUCUUAUUAAUUUAGCAGAGGGCCUAAAAGAGACGAGGCACCCGUACACAUUCAUCUCCCAGGAAGGCUUCAAAGAGCUGCUCUCGGUGGAAGGAGCGGCGCAGAAAACCCUCCCGUUGCUCCCUCGGCUGGUCCCGGUGUUAAAAGGUGCUUUGGCCCAUUCAGACGAUGAAGUGUUUCGAAGAGGACUCAGUGCCUUGGUGCAGUUGAGUGCUGUCGUCGGCUUUUGGCUUAAUGGUCAUCUGAAGCAUCUGCUUUCUAGCCUUUCCAAGAGACAGAUGAGCAAGAAGUUCAAAGAACAAACCACGGAGGCUUUGCAAAAACUGGAGCAAUAUGGCGGAAAAGAAAGCCUGACUAUUAUAAAGGCAAAGAUUCCAACUUAUUCUUCAAUUUCUUCCUAAGGAAUGUGAUGAAGAGCCCUGCCUUGCAACUACAUGGUGUUAUUUAUUUUUCUAUAGUGUAUUGUUCUGUGACCUUUCAGGGAAAGAAGUGAUUAAUAUUUUAAAUUAAGACGAGUGUCAAAAAUAAAAGUGUCUUGGAUGCUUAAUUAUGAAAAAUGCUUAGGAAUGGCACCAUCUUUGUUUUAGUCCCUUUUGCGUUAAAAUUAUUAUGAAACAGUCAUUUAAAAAAAUAUAUUAUUUUUUGCUUCCUUGCUAGAUUUAACACUUACUUAAGCCUCUGUGCAAUUUGAUUUUUACUAAAUUUAGAUGAUGAUGCCCGAGGGCGCUAAAGUCUUUUCCCAGUGCUGGUUAAGGAGGUCCUAAACUUCCUAUUUUAAAAUUGCUAAAAACUGAAGGGAUUGUUUCUCCGUUAAUAUAUUCGUUGAUAGAGAUUGUUUUAUUUUUAUAGUGUUUCUUAAAGAAACACCUCUUGUGGGUUCUAGAUUGGAAAAUGUCCAUAGUUUGUUCUGUUGGAAUGGAGAAUGUCUUUUUUCCAGGAUGCUCAGAAUACUUUAUGCCUCCAUCAAACACAGGGAUUUUCAUGAGUAUUAAAGAAAAAUAGUUAACUACACCGCAGUCUUGAAGUAUUAAACUUUAUAAAACAAACAUACAGGUACUGACUUCCCAGAAGUCCACUGAAAAACAAACAAACACAACUCCAGGCCUUCUGUGUCUUCAUUUUUAUUAUAAAAUGUGCACAUUUAAUUCUCAUGAAUGUUCUACGACAAAGUUUAGAUGUACAUGUGUUGCACUACAGUGGCACUAAUGCCACUCCUACGGUGGCAUUAGUAGAGUAGCUUGACUCUCGAAGCCAUCUCGUACCAGAAUAGAUGCCAUUUUUAAAAAUAGAAAGAAAAAAACUACAAGAGUUUGCAGCAUCCUUGUACAUCCAUAAGCUCUCUGGAACUCCAGCGCAGAAACGAUUAAUGCUGCCGUACGUCUUCUAUCAGUACUAAUAAGCAUCUAGCCAGACAGUAAUUUAAUAUUACUUCGACUGUCUUGAGUAGCAGGAAUUUUUGCUGGCUACUGUCUGUUCUGUCUGUCUCUCCCUUUCUUUUUUUAAUUUCCCUUUCUUGUUUUUAAAGAAGCGAGAAGAGAGGUGGAAGUACCUCUCUUAACUUAGAUAUUGUGCACUUGUGUUUUUUCCCCGCGGUCACUUUUAAAGGCUGUGGCAAAUUUACUCUUUAAUUUUAUUCCGAUCGUUUUUCUGCGACUUUUCAGUUGUUCUCAGAAUACUCUCUCUCUCUCUGCUUUUCACUCUGUGAAUAAUAGCAGUUGUAGCUCCUGGAAGAUCUACAGCUCCUUCUAAGUAGUCAUGCUAAUAAACUUCCAAUCUUACUUGGGUUUUGAAACUAUAAA
Molecule: messenger RNA, 2344 nt
Organism: Crotalus tigris (Tiger rattlesnake)
Lineage: Eukaryota; Metazoa; Chordata; Lepidosauria; Squamata; Viperidae
Gene: PACRGL
Product: parkin coregulated like
Exons: 9
Coding region: 191-946 (251 amino acids)
Source: RefSeq, a predicted model, not a curated record